Molecule: messenger RNA, 1017 nt
Organism: Brettanomyces bruxellensis
Lineage: Eukaryota; Fungi; Ascomycota; Pichiomycetes; Pichiales; Pichiaceae
Exons: 1
Coding region: 1-1017 (338 amino acids)
Biological process (GO): conversion of methionyl-tRNA to N-formyl-methionyl-tRNA; biosynthetic process
Cellular component (GO): mitochondrion
Molecular function (GO): methionyl-tRNA formyltransferase activity
Source: RefSeq, a predicted model, not a curated record
AUGAUUAGGGUUGGAUUCUUUGGUGCAGAUGAGUUUAGUGCAGGGUGCCUUAAAGCAAUUCUGCCUUUACGUUUUCACACUCCAAAGAUCAUUUCACACUUAGAUGUGAUUACAAGGUCACCAAAGCUGACUGGAAGAGGUCUUCAGCAUUUGAAUGAAUUCCCAGUGGCGAAGUUUGCCAGUGCUAAUAAUGUUAAUGUAUUGAGAGCCGAGAAAAAUGUUGACUUUGGCAAUCUUCCAGAUUAUGAUCUCUGUAUUGCCGUUUCGUAUGGGAAGUUGAUUCCUUCAUCUUUUCUUCGUUCUCUUCCAUAUGGAGGCCUCAAUGUACAUCCGUCAUUGCUUUCACGGUAUUGUGGAGCUGCUCCUCUCCAAAGGGCUCUCUUAAAUCAGGAUGAUGUGACUGGAGUAACAGUUCAAACUCUUCAUCCAACGGAAUUCGACAGAGGUGCUAUCUUGGCAAGAGAUUCUUACAAAAUAAAGCCAUCCGAGACAUAUAGAUCGCUUGCAGAGGAAUUGUCCCGAAGAGGAGGAAAACUUCUUUAUGACAUACUGCUCAAUCGGAUGUAUGAUUGUAAUAUCCCGGGAUAUAUUACCUUACCCCCUGUCCUUCCCCUAUCAUACGCUAAAAAAGUUCAGCCAAGUGAACGACAGAUAAAUUGGUCGCAGUAUGACACAUUUAAGAUUGUAAGAAAUUUUAACACUCUUGGACAACUCUACACCUUUAAAGGGUACAAGUCUCGCAAGUCUCGAAACGGGGAGUUAAAGCUCCGAAGGGUUGUUCUUGAUGAUAUUCGUGAAGCAAAUGGAUAUUCUUUCACCGCUGGUUCAAUUCCCGGCUCAUUUAUAGUUGAUCCGGCCAAUAAGCAACGUCUAUUGAUCAAAACAAUUGACGGAAAUGUUAGUGCUGGUAUAAUCAAGGUUGAAAGUCUAGGAAGUGUAUCGGGAGAUCGAAUGUCCAAUCCAACAAAGAAGAUGUUUGGAGGCAUCUAUGAUAAUGUAUUUGUUUCUGAUAAAUAG